CGCUUACUGGUGUCCUAACAUUAAUGUUACUAACAUGUUUUCCUCGCUGCUUCUGCUUUUGAUAUUAGCUGCCAGUUAUACAUUUGUAGAAUGUGCUUGUCCCCAUGGAUGGAUUCUACAUGGUAAAUCAUGCUAUCAUUUUAGCCAUGACACCGAGGAAUGGAUCGGAGCUUUGGCUGUAUGUCGAGAGCUAGGUGGACAGCUUGUUGAAAUAGAGGAUGCUGAUGAAGAUACCUUCAUCAUUCAUGAAGCAAGACGUCAUCACAAAAGCUAUUGGAUUGGAUUGUCAGAUAUUCAGGUAGAAGGGACUUGGGUAUGGAUGAGCAGUAAGAUACCCCUAGUGCCAGGGGAUUAUAAGAAUUGGGCAAGAGGUCAACCCGACAAUCACAAAGGAAAUGAAAAUUGUGUGAAUUUAGAGGAAGAUUUCGGGACGUUGUGGAACGACUUGUCAUGUCACAUAUUUCAAAACUACAUUUGUGAACGCCUUGCUCAAGAUCUUGACAUUGUGGGUUGAAAUAUAAUGUCUUUUAGAACUAAUAAACCUAUUGUAAAGAG
Ruditapes philippinarum (Manila clam) is the source of this 555-nucleotide messenger RNA. RefSeq names its product perlucin-like. NCBI's taxonomy places the organism in Eukaryota, Metazoa, Mollusca, Bivalvia, Venerida, Veneridae. The record is from RefSeq and is a predicted model, not a curated record. The transcript is spliced from 5 exons. Bases 35 to 514 code for a protein of 159 amino acids.